Chenopodium quinoa (quinoa) is the source of this 2983-nucleotide messenger RNA. RefSeq lists its product as uncharacterized. NCBI's taxonomy places the organism in Eukaryota, Viridiplantae, Streptophyta, Magnoliopsida, Caryophyllales, Amaranthaceae. The transcript is spliced from 8 exons. The coding region runs from base 239 to 2308 and encodes 689 amino acids. The record is from RefSeq and is a predicted model, not a curated record.
CAAACGAACCCUAAACACUCAGAUUCAAGGUCCAAAAAUGAAGCGACAAGAUUAAAAGUUAGGUUGAUUGACAUUACCUUGAAAAACCACUGUACGGAGUAAUAAUAGGAAGGUAAAUCGGUGCACAGGACAGAGGAAUAGCGCUGUAGUAAGAUUGCCAGAAGAUUUGGUAAUCAAUUUUUUCAAAGAGAAGAUUAAGGAUGUGUGGAAAAGGAAGAGGAUUACAACUGAGAGUGGUAUGAGGAAUCGUAGAUUAAUGGAGAGUGGUACGAGGAAAUGUGAAUCAUUGAUGAGUGGUGCAAGGAAACUUGGAUUGGUGGAGAGUGGUUCAAGGGAAUGUAAAUUAACUGAAACAUGGGCGGGCAAGAGGAAACGCGGGCGGCCAAAAGGGAGUAAGAAUAGAGUUGUCAGUGAAAGGAGGGUUGAGUUUGAGUAUCAAGAAGAGGAUACCAGAGAUCAUAUGAUGGAUGAGAUUGACAAUGGUGAAGCUAAGCGACUAAAGCUGGAGGGUAGCUUGUUUAAGCAAAACAGUAAAAAUAGAGGUAAUCAGGUCAAAGAAGCUGCUCAAGUGCUGAAGGUGCGCUUGAAUGAUAAUGGGAACUCUCAAUUGAGGGUUCAUUGUCGAGUUAAUGCAUUUGGGAAACUAUGCAAGUCCUUUGAUGAACGGAGGAAGAAGUGGGUGAGACAAAUGGGAUUUGGAGGGUUGCUUUUCCUGAUGGACAGCUGGCUUCCGAUGAACCUUUGCUAUUGGUUGAUGACCCGGAUGGAUCCCUUUAAUCAGCUUUUCAUAUCCCCAGAUGGACAUGAGUACAAACUAUCCAAGGAUCAAGUCAGGUGGAUCCUUGGCAUUCCAAAAGGCAGCAAGGUUGUUCCUAGGAAGGUGACGAGUACGGAAAUGAGAAGCAAAGUCAGUGAUAUUGAGAGGAAAUUUGGGAAAGAAUGGGAGCUUAAGCGGAUAAAAAGUGGGAGAGUUAACAAACUGAAGGGAAUAGUUAUAGAAGGUGCCUUGCUUGAAAAAGCGAAGGGCAGUUGGGAGGAAGAGGAUGAAGAGGAGUUCAAGACUCUUUUCUUGAUCUUGGCAUUGCAUAUGAUUCUUUGUCCGCCACUUUCUUCCGUGUUGGAUAAUGAUUUGUUACCUGCAUUGUCAUGUGCUAAGCAAGCAUGGAAUUAUGACUGGUGUGGAUUGGUGUUGGAGAAGCUUUUUGACAGUGCCUACAAAUUUGGGAACAAGUUCUAUGCUGAUGGAUUUGCAAAAGGAUGUGGAGGGUGCAGUAUUUUCCUAGCAAUAUUUUACCUUGACCGGUUACACAGAGAUCCGGUGAUGUGGGGAAAAUGGCCGAGAAUAAAAGCAUGGACAAAAGAGGAGAUGGUGAAAGCUGAGAUGGAAGAUCGGGUUCUGAAGGGGGAUUUUGGCAAUACAGGGUGCAUCGAUGUAGCAUAUGGUGAAGAACACCCUUGGGAGGCUAAGGAUAUGGAUGACUUGACAUCAUUUCCUGAGGAGGGAUUAGGCCUCAUUAUUCGAUCCCAACGGCCACAGGAAGAGGAAGCAAGUUUGGAACUUAAUUAUGUCGGUUACAACAGGGAGAAAAGGACAUCAGAAAUGAAUCCUAUGUUGUGCAAAUUGGUUAGGGAUAAACAAGAAGAAAGUCUCCUGGCUAGUGUGCCUAAUAAGUUAGCUCAGACUACAGAGGACCCCAUUCUUUCCAUGGUUGUAAAAGGGGGGCAAUUUUCACAAUCAGGAGGAAAUUCUAGGGAUGAUGAUGCUCAGGAAGAGGUGUCACAGCCUCAGAAGAGUCCUACUCUGUCAUUGAUUGAUCAUGGUAAGCAUAGCUCGUGUUGUGUGCUUUCAUUCUUCAAUGCUGAUGUGAGGUCUAUUGAGGGGGAACAACAGAGUGAGGAUUCUGAGGAAGAUGGUAACAGAGAUGGCAGAAAUAUACCAUUGGCUAAAGAGGUCCUAGAGGGUACUAAAUGUAUAGUGAUGAUGCAGCCUUUGGGUGGAAAUAUUACGCCAUCUACUCCAGUGGAAGUGACAAACACAUCACAUAAUUUAGAUGGGAGUACAGAUCAUAGUAUCAAAGGGGCUCCUAGUUGUUUAGCUUCCUUGUGUACUGUAGAUGCGGAUCUUGAUAAUCCUGGGAUAAUCAAGGAUGACGAGGCAAGUGAAAACUUUAACCCCUUUGAAGUGGUUAGUUCUGAACUUGAAUGUAGGAUAAGUAAGCUUGAGAGUGUUUUUUCUAGGAAGAAAGCAGCUAUGUCAAAAUUUAAGCAAGGUCUAGGAAGGAAUUUGUGUGUGAUUAAAGGAAUUUAGUAAAGUCUCUUGGUAGUAAGCUUAUGAGAAACAUCUUCUGCAAGGCAACUGAUCAGUGACCAAAAGGAGAAAAGGUAAUUGUUUUGGUAAGCUUCUUCAUGUCUAGUUCUGGUUUAUAUGUGUAGAAUAUAAGGUAAAACAAGCAACUCGGCUCUCUUGUGACAACCAACCGAGCAAAAGGAAAGAAGGUUUGUUUCAGUUCAUUUCAAUUGUAUUAAUUUAAAAGCGUUUCAUGAGACAUGGACUGAUGAACGUUGCUGUCUUGCUGAUAAUUAAUGCAAAGAUCAUUAGUUCUUUGUUUUCUUUCCUCUGUUUCUUUUCUUUAGGUGAUCUUCUGUAUAGCUGUUUAAGGGAAAGACAUACCGUAUCUUGAUAACUAAGAGUCUACGAAAAAUAGCAAGAAAUACCACGUUCUCCUUCUUCCCUUCAAGAAAGGUGAAUCUGGUCCAUAUGUUACAAGAUUCAGGAUUCUAUCAACACCGGCAAAAAAUAUCAGCUAACUAUGAAGAGUACAUUAAUUAUAACCCAGCAUAGUCAAUCAGUUAUACAAUUAUCAUUUUUGGUUCAUGAAGUGUUACUGUGUUAGCACUGCAAUAUACUUGUUACAUUUUUUAAACAUGCAAGUGAAGAAAAUGUACCUUUUGGCAUUCUGCUAAUAUCUAUAAUAAUUCUGUC